Molecule: messenger RNA, 2899 nt
Organism: Sinocyclocheilus anshuiensis
Lineage: Eukaryota; Metazoa; Chordata; Actinopteri; Cypriniformes; Cyprinidae
Product: ATP-dependent 6-phosphofructokinase, platelet type-like
Exons: 23
Coding region: 116-2470 (784 amino acids)
Biological process (GO): fructose 6-phosphate metabolic process; canonical glycolysis; fructose 1,6-bisphosphate metabolic process
Cellular component (GO): membrane; 6-phosphofructokinase complex; cytoplasm
Molecular function (GO): 6-phosphofructokinase activity; AMP binding; fructose-6-phosphate binding
Source: RefSeq, a predicted model, not a curated record
GCUGGAGAGAGAAGAGGAGCGGGGAGGACAGAGUCCCCGAACCGGCACAGUUUCAUACAGACUUUAAUUUAUUCAUUAUUAUAUUUGAACAUAUUAUACGUAUUAAAACGGGAAAAUGGCUCAGACAGACAACAAGAAGUUCUUUGAGAACCUGUCGGGCGCUGGGAAAGCCAUAGCGGUGCUGACGAGCGGAGGAGAUGCGCAAGGGAUGAAUGCUGCUGUUCGGGCUGUGGUCCGUAUGGGAAUAUAUGUUGGAGCCAAAGUGUACUUCGUUCACGAGGGAUAUCAGGGUAUGGUGGAUGGAGGCGACAAUAUCAAGGAGGCGAAAUGGGAGAGUGUGUCCAGCAUGCUGCAAAUGGGCGGCACUGUAAUCGGCAGCGCACGAUGCAACGAUUUCCGUAUGCACGAGGGCCGUCUGAAGGCUGCUCAUAACCUGGUGCAGAGGGGCAUCACUAACCUGUGCGUGAUUGGUGGAGAUGGCAGCUUGACCGGGGCCAAUCUCUUCAGAAAGGAGUGGAGUGGCUUGCUGGCAGAGUUGGUCCAGCAAGGUCUGAUUGAUGAAGAGGCGUCUCAGAAAUACUCUGCUCUUCACAUUGUGGGAAUGGUGGGCUCUAUUGACAAUGACUUCUGCGGCACAGACAUGACAAUAGGAACAGACUCAGCCCUCCACAGGAUUAUUGAGGUGGUGGAUGCGAUUAUGACUACAGCUCAGAGUCACCAGAGGACAUUUGUGCUGGAGGUGAUGGGCAGGCAUUGUGGCUAUCUGGCAUUGGUGAGUGCCCUGGCAUGUGGAGCCGACUGGGUGUUGAUUCCUGAAAUGCCCCCUGAGGAUGGCUGGGAAGAGAAAAUGUGUCAAAAACUCUCUGCGAAACGGGCAGGAAUGAAAAGGCUGAAUAUCAUAAUAGUAGCUGAAGGUGCGAUUGAUCAUAACAACCAGCCCAUUACCUCAGAACAUGUAAAGAAUUUGGUGGUUCAGCGUCUGGGCUUCGACACACGCGUGACCAUCCUGGGCCACGUCCAGAGAGGAGGGACCCCCUCGGCAUUUGACAGGAUUCUGGCCAGUCGUAUGGGUGUGGAGGCGGUUCUGGCACUGCUUGAGACCACUGCAAACACGCCAGCCUGCGUGGUGUCUCUGUGUGGGAACCAGUCUGUGCAGCUGCCCCUCAUGGAGUGUGUGCAGAUGACUCAGCAGGUGCAGAAGGCCAUGGAUGAGAAGAGAUUUGAAGAGGCCGUGCGGCUACGUGGAAGGAGCUUUGAGAACAAUCUGAAGACGUACAAACUGCUGGCUCAUCGCAAACCAGAGUCUGAGCUUCCAAACAGCAAUUUUAACGUGGCUGUGUUGAACGUGGGCGCCCCCGCCGCCGGCAUGAACGCAGCCGUGCGCUCUGCUGUCAGAGUGGGCAUCUCCGAGGGACACAAAAUGUUCGCUGUCAGUGAUGGGUUUGAAGGAUUCUAUAAGGGGCAGAUAAAAGAGAUCAAAUGGGCAGAUGUAGGUGGAUGGACGGGUCAGGGUGGAUCCCUCCUGGGAACUAAACGAACACUUCCUGCAAAGCACAUUGACAAAAUUGCAGAACAGAUGCGGAAGUAUAACAUAAAUGCAUUGUUAGUGAUCGGCGGAUUUGAGGCCUUAGAGUGUCUGCUGCAGCUGUAUGAGGCUCGGUCCAGCUAUGAGGAGUUUUGCAUCCCGCUCUGUAUGCUGCCUGCAACCAUUAGUAACAAUGUGCCGGGCACUAACCUUAGUAUCGGGGCAGAUACGGCCCUGAAUGCCAUUGUGGAGACAUGUGACCGUAUAAAGCAGUCUGCCAGCGGAACGAAGCACCGCGUGUUCAUCAUCGAGACCAUGGGAGGUUACUGUGGUUAUCUGGCCAGUGUUGGUGGACUGGCAGCUGGAGCAGAUGCUGCAUAUAUCUUUGAGGAGCCGUUUGACAUCAGAGAACUUCAGUCUAACGUAGAGCACUUGACAGAGACCAUCCAUCCAUGCUUCUAUGUGAAUGAGAACAGUAAUGAAAACUACACCACAGACUUCAUCUAUCAGCUCUACUCUGAGGAGGGCAAGGGAGUGUUUGACUGCAGGAAGAAUGUUCUGGGUCACAUGCAGCAGGGUGGUGCUCCUUCUCCAUUUGACCGUAACUUUGGGACCAAAAUCGCUGCUAAGGCCAUGCAGUGGAUCUCCAAGAAACUGAAUGAAAGCUACAGAAAAGAUGAAGGCAGAGUGUUUGCUAACACAGAAGACUCGGCCUGUUUGCUGGGCAUGCGGCAGCGUGCGAUGGUCUUCCAGCCUGUGGUUCAGCUCAGAGAUGAGACUGACUUUGUUCACAGAAUCCCUAAGGAACAGUGGUGGCUGAAGUUACGUCCACUCAUGAAGAUCUUGGCCAAGUACAAGACCAGCUACGACAUAUCAGACUCUGGACAGCUGGAACAUGUGGUCCUCAACCACCCCAAAGAGUCUGAGGCCAUGGCUGCCAUUUAAACAUCCAAACAGCGGCAGUGUUUAAAGGUCACGCUGUCCUGUGAGCGCUGUCCUCGACACUUUUAUUCUCUGGGCUGCACCACUUUGUUCUGUCAACGCUUUGUUUGAAAAAUGUCACCCUUUGUUAUUUUACAGAAAUCAAUGUUAAUCGUAGGAGUGUGUAAGAAGCAGUGGCAUUUUGUUUUGCUGUUGUAUGUCCUUUCGCUCCUGUCGCCGGUUGCGAGCGGCGGCCCCGCUGUCACCCCAUUGUGUUGCAAUAGUGUUCCGCUUCAAAUCACAUUCUCUCUCUCUGAAGUUCUCAGAAAGAAGCGCCAUAUGUGGUGAAGUCCACAUUGCUAGAGCACUGUUUGAUGUUUGAAUGUAUUGCAUCAUCAAGUGUUAACAUUUGCCUGACCAAUAAAGACCACGAUCACAUGUGUGAAAAUCACU